AUGAAGUUCCUCGGCGUGGCCUCCGUGGCUGCCCUUCUCAGCGCGACUGUCUCAGCCGGUCCGCUAGUCCCCAGGGACACUUGCCCUAAGGGUUACACUCAGAGUGUAUACUACAAGACUAUUUACUUUGAGCCUUCUACCUCUGCGGUACCUGAGUCGACUGCGACUCCAUCGCCCACGCCUGUCAUCUUGGAAUCUCAAACCUCUGUAGAGCCUACGUUGACUCCAUCCUCUGCCGCCGUCGUUACAUCGCAGGCUCCUGCGGUUGAACAAGUCGAGUCCUCAACCCUCUUUUCUGCUGUUGCAGAGACAUCUACAUCCGAGUCUGCCCCGAUCAUCGCUCUUCUUCCCACUUCGUCUACCGAGAGUCUCCCUGCUGUUGAGCCUACUUCUGUUGUCAAGGCCGUAGAGCAGACCAUCCAGCCUGCCGAGACCACCACUGCCCCUGCCGUGAAGGCUGCUGAGCAGACUACCCAGACUGCUGAAACCACCACUGCCCCUGCCCCUGUCACCGAGGCUGCUGAGCCAACCACUUCUGCUGCCGAGACCACCGCCGCCCCAGUCGUCAAAGCCGCAGUCCAAAGCACAAGCACUACCUCUUCCACCUCUUCCUCCUCCACUUCAUCCAGCUCAUCCAGCUCCGACAGCAACUCCGGCGAAGCCACCUUCUACGGCGGCAACGUAUCCGGCGGAACCUGCUCAUUCAGCGGCUACAGCCUCCCAAGCACCCUCUUCGGCACAGCCCUCUCUCUCCAGCGCUGGGAUGACGCAGCCAACUGCGGCCGCUGUGUCUCCGUCACCGGACCCAAGGGCAACACCGUCAAAGCAAUGAUCGUCGACCAAUGCCCCGAAUGCGAGAGCAACCACCUAGACCUCUUCCAGACAGCCUUCGCAGAGCUCUCGGACAUCUCAGCCGGUAUCAUUGAUAUCAACUGGUCUUACGUCUCAUGUGAUCUGGACGGACCCCUCAAGCUCAAGAACAAGGAGGGUACUUCUGCAUACUGGUUCUCUAUGCAGGUUGUGAAUGCCAAUGAGGCUGUCACUGCGUUGGAUGUUAGCACUGAUGGUGGUAGCUCGUGGCAGAGUACUUCCCGUACCUCGUAUAACUUCUUCGAGAACUCUUCUGGGUUUGGUACUGAUUCUGUUACUGUUCGUGUUACGGGAUCUAGUGGGAAUACUGUUGUUGUUAAGGAUGUUGGUGUUUCUUCUGGUGUUGAGGUUACUGCUUCUUCGAACCUGUGA
Penicillium brevicompactum is the source of this 1242-nucleotide messenger RNA. RefSeq names its product putative extracellular cellulase CelA/allergen Asp F7-like. The transcript has 2 exons. The coding region runs from base 1 to 1242 and encodes 413 amino acids. The record is from RefSeq and is a predicted model, not a curated record. NCBI's taxonomy places the organism in Eukaryota, Fungi, Ascomycota, Eurotiomycetes, Eurotiales, Aspergillaceae.